Messenger RNA from Thyridium curvatum, 832 nucleotides. RefSeq lists its product as uncharacterized. The annotation marks the transcript as partial. The record is from RefSeq and is a predicted model, not a curated record. The transcript has a single exon. Gene Ontology annotation, cellular component: cytoplasm. Gene Ontology annotation, molecular function: dihydroorotate dehydrogenase activity. Gene Ontology annotation, biological process: 'de novo' pyrimidine nucleobase biosynthetic process. Lineage: Eukaryota; Fungi; Ascomycota; Sordariomycetes; Thyridiales; Thyridiaceae.
AUGGCACCGUCUCUCCCCCCACCUCUCGAGAUCGACCCGCCCCUCCUCAACUCGGCAUGUCCCUGGGCCACAGACCUCGAGGACCUCAAGCGUCUCUACGCCUGCCCGCACACAGGCGCAGUCACGACCCGCACCUCUCUCAUCCGGGGCUUCCCCCACGAUGACUCCGUACACCAAUACGCCCUCUUCGACGCCGCCACCCACAAGGUCGUCGCCUCCUCCUCAUCCUCCUCCUCCCGGCCACGGCCCAGCGGCACCGGCACCGCCAACGCCAGCCUCAACACCCUGGGCUACAGCCCGCACGUCCUGCAGACCUACCUCUCCUUCAUCAGGGCCAUCGCGGCGGACCCGGACGUGCCCCGCGCCCCGGGCAAGACGUUCAUCGUCUCCGUCACGGGCUCCGCGGAGGAGGUCGCCCGGUGCUACCGCCUCGUCGCCGCCGAGGAGGAGGAGGCCCGGCGGCGGCGAGACCCGGGCCCCCCACUCGCCGUCGAGCUGAACCUCUCCUGCCCCAACAUCCCCGGCAGCCCGCCGCCGGCCUACGACGCCGCCGCCCUGCGCUCCUACCUCGCCGCCGUGGUCGCCGCCGCCGCCGCCGGGGAAGCCACGUCGCCGCCGCUCCCGCGCAUCCCGUUCGGCCUCAAGACGCCGCCGUACACGCACCCGGCGCAGUACGACGCCCUCGUGGGCGCCCUGCUCGACUGCGCGGGCGGCGCGGGCGGCGGCGUCUGCCCCGUCAGCUUCCUGACGGCGACCAACACCCUCGGCUCGAGCCUGGUCCUGGCCGGCGGCGACGCGCCCGCGCCGGCGCUCCCCGGCCGCGGGGUCGGCG